UCUUUUUUGCAAAUUUACUAGCAGAAGAGAGAGAGAAAUCAGUGAUCAUUCUUAUUUGCAAAUUACUCUUAGCAUUCAACAGAUUUCAGAAAUGGAGGUUGGCUUAGCAGUUGGUGGUGCAUUUCUCUCUUCAGCUUUGAAUGUUCUCUUUGAUAGGCUUGCACCUCAGGGUGAGCUGCUCAACAUGUUUCAGAAGCAUAAGAAUGAUGUUCGUCUCUUAAAGAAGCUGAGAAUGACUUUGCUUGGUCUUCAAGCUGUGCUAAGUGAUGCAGAGAGUAAGCAGGCAUCAAAUCAUUAUGUGAGCCAGUGGCUUAAUGAGUUUCGACAUGCUGUCGACUCUGCUGAAAACUUAAUGGAAGAGGUCAACUAUGAGGCUUUGAGACUUAAGGUUGAAGGUCAGCAUCAAAAUCUUGCAGAAACUAGCAACCAGCAAGUAAGUGACCUUAACCUGUGCUUGAGUGAUGAUUUUUUCCUUAACAUAAAGGAGAAGUUGGAAGACACUAUUGAAACAUUGAAAGAUUUGCAAGAGCAAAUUGGUGACCUUGGCUUAAAGGAGAAUUUUGGUUCGACUAAACAAGAAACUAGAACACCUUCAACUUCUUUGGUUGAUGAUUCUGAUAUCUUUGGUAGGCACAAGGAAAUAGAGGAUUUGAUUGUCCGUUUAUUGUCUGAAGAUGCAAAUGGAAAAAAUCUGGCUGUAGUUCCUAUCGUUGGAAUGGGCGGCGUGGGUAAGACAACACUUGCUAAAGCCGUUUACAAUGAUGCAAAGGUGAAGGACCAUUUUGGUUUGAAAGCUUGGUUUUGUGUUUCUGAGGCAUAUGAUGCUUUCAGAAUAACAAAAGGGUUACUUCAAGAAAUUGGCUUAAAGGUUGAUGACAAUCUUAAUCAGCUACAAGUCAAAUUGAAGGAAAGCCUGAAGGGAAAGAAGUUUCUUGUUGUCCUUGAUGAUGUGUGGAAUGAUAACUAUAACGAGUGGGAUGACUUGAGAAAUCUUUUUGUACAAGGAGAUUUGGGAAGUAAGAUCAUUGUAACUACACGUAAGGAGAAUGUUGCCUCGAUGAUGGGUAGCGGAGCAAUCAACAUGGGAACUCUGUCUAGUGAAGUCUCUUGGGCUUUAUUCAAACGGCAUGCACUAGAAAACAGGGAUCCUGAGGAACAUCCAGAAUUUGAAGAGGUUGGAAGAAAAAUUGCAGACAAGUGCAAAGGGUUGCCUUUAGCUCUAAAGGCACUUGCUGGUACUUUACGCUGCAAAUCAGAGGUGGAUGAGUGGAGAGACAUUUUAAGAAGCGAAAUUUGGGAGCUUCCAAGUUGUUUGAAUGGUAUAUUACCAGCGUUGAUGUUGAGCUACAAUGAUCUUCCUGCAUAUUUGAAGCAAUGUUUUGCUUAUUGUGCAAUAUAUCCCAAAGAUUCUCCAUUCUGCAAAGACCAAGUUAUUCACUUGUGGAUUGCUAAUGGUCUUGUACAACAGUUUCGUUCAGGUAAUCAAUAUUUUCUUGAGUUGAGAUCAAGAUCACUAUUCGAAAUGGUUCCAGCGUCUUCUAAAAGAGACGUAGAGAAAUUCUUAAUGCAUGACCUUGUGAAUGAUUUGGCCCAAAUUGCAUCUUCUAAACUUUGUAUUAGGUUGGAAGAGAACAAAGGAUCUCAUAUGUUAGAACAAAGUCAGCAUAUGUCCUAUUCCAAAUCAGAGCAGCUGAGGACAUUGAUUCCAGUCUACUCAUAUCAGCUAAGCAAGAGGGUGAUGCAUAACAUACUGCAUAACGUAUCGACAAGACUAACAUCCUUAAGGGCAUUAUCAUUGUCACAUUAUCCGUUUGUGGAGUUGCCGGAUGACUUGUUUAUCAAAUUAAAGCUCCUGAGACUUUUGGACCUUUCCUCGACAAUGAUUGAAAAGUUGCCAGAUUCCAUUUGUGUGUUGUAUAACUUGGAGACACUUCUCUUGUCAUAUUGUUCUUCUCUUGAGGAGCUACCACUGCAGAUGGAGAAGUUGAUUAACUUGCAUCAUCUUGACAUAAGCAACACUUAUCGGUUGAAGAUGCCGCUACAUCUGAGCAAGUUGAAAAGUCUCCAUGUGCUAGUGGGAGCCACGUUUCAUCUAGGCGGUCCUGGUGGAUCGAGCAUGGAAGAUUUGGGUGAACUGCAUAACUUGUAUGGAUCUCUAUCAAUAGCGUUGCAAAAUGUGGUUGAUAGAAGGGAAGCUUUGAAGGCAAAGAUGAGGGAGAAGAAUCAUGUUGACACGUUAACUUUGCAUUGGAGUGAACGUAGUACUGCUGACAAUUCACAAACUGAAAGAGACAUAGUUGAUGAGCUACGUCCACACACAAACAUAAAACAAGUCGAAAUCACCGGAUAUAGAGGGACAAAAUUUCCAAAUUGGCUAGCUGAUCAUUCAUUUCUUAAGCUGGUGAAAUUGUCUCUUAGCUACUGCCAGGACUGUUAUUCCUUGCCAGCACUAGGACAACUCCCUUGUUUGAAAUUCCUUUCCAUUAGUGAGAUGAAUGGAAUAACAGAGGUAACGGAAGAAUUCUAUGGCAGUUCAUCCUCCAAAAAGCCUUUUAACUCUCUUGAGAAGCUUAAAUUUAAAGCUAUGCCGGAGUGGAAGCAAUGGCACAAACUAGGAAGUGGCGAGUUCCCUAAACUUGAGAAGCUUUCAAUUAAAAAUUGUCCGGAGUUGGUGGGGAAGUUGCCUGAAAAUCUUUGUUCUCUGAAAGAAUUGAGAAUUUCAAAAUGUCCUGAACUCAAUUUGGAUAAAUCCCAACUUGAGGGAAUGAAGCAGAUUGUUGAAUUAGAUAUUGUUGGUUGUAACUCUCUUACCCCCUUACCUUUUAGCAUACUACCCAGUUCCCUGAAGAUAAUGAGAAUAUCUUGUUGCGAGGAACUGAAAUCGGAGGAGCCAGUUGGUGAGACGAGUUAUUGUAAUAUGUUUCUGGAGGAUUUGACACUGGAAGAAUGUGAUUGUAUAGAUGAUAUAUCACCUGAGUUGCUCCCAAGAGCACGCGAAUUGACAGUUUACUGUUGCCCCAAUCUUACUCGGUUUAUGAUUCCUACUGCCCCUGAAGGAAUCAAUUUUUUGAGUUGUGAUUAUCUUGAAAAACUUUCGGUGCCAUGUGGGGGGACCCAGAUAACGUCAUUGCAUAUUUGGUACUGUUCGAAGCUGAAGUGGCUGCCAGAACGUAUGCAGGAACUCCUUCCAUCUCUUAAGAAACUACAACUGGAAUAUUGUCCAGCAAUAGAGUCCUUUCCUGAUGGAGGAUUGCCCUUCAAUUUACAACAACUUGGGAUCAUUCAUUGCACGAAACUGGUGAAUGGACGAAAGGAGUGGCUUUUACCGAGACUCAUAAAGUUAGAGAUCCAAAAUGAUGGCAGUGAUGAAGAGAUCGAACAUUGGGAGUUGCCUUCCUCUAUUACAACUCUUAGCAUAUACAAUCUGAAAACACUAAGCAGCCAGGAUCUCAAAAGCCUCACCUCUCUUAAAUAUCUAUCUACUGGUUAUUUACCUCAAAUUCAGUCAAUGUUGGAAGAAGGGCGGCUUCCCUCCUCUCUUUCUGAGCUAAGGUUAAGUUACCAUAAUGAGCUCCGUUCACUACAUCUUUGGCACCUCACUUCGCUUCAAAGUCUACGCAUCGUUCAUUGCCAUAAUCUCCAAUCACUUUCCGAAUCAGCACUGCCCUCCUCCCUCUCUGAGCUGGCCAUCCAUGCCUGCCUUGGGCUCCAAUUUCUUCCAGUAAAAGGGAUGCCCUCUUCCCUCUCUAAACUAACUAUUCGCGACUGCCUAUUGCUCACACCACUACUAGAAUUUGACAAGGGGAAAUACUGGACAAAUAUUGCUCAAAUUCCUAUCUUAGAUAUCGAUGAUUAAUACUUGUAAUAAUUAUAACAAAUGGUGCUCUAAUAAAUUGUGGAGCGUCUAUUGCUCAAACAACGGCUAUUGACCAAAAAUAGCUCAUAUUUCCACCAUAAAUGUUGAUUGGGAGAACCUGUAAUGAUUAAAACAAGUGGUGCUUCAAUAGAUUAUGGAGGUUGUGAUUUCCAAGUCGUGCAGCCGUCUACUAUGGCUUCCUUGAGAUGAAGCAUGACUUGAUGCAAAUGGAACAUACAACUCUAAUGGAACCCAAAGUAAGGAGGUUGUAAUUUUCGAGUCGUACAACUGUCUAUUAUGACUUUCUUAAGAUGAAGCAUGACUUGCUGCAAAUGGAAUAUUCAGCUCUAAUAUACCCAAAGGCCGGAUGAGGACAAGACCAUGGUUGUUUACGCUUCAACUCAGUUUCCCGAGAAUACGCACAGUGUAAUUGCUCGGUGUCUUGGUGUUCUUGGGCAUAAUAUUUAUGUGAUAACAAGAAGGGUUGGAGGUGUCUUCAGUGGCAAGGAGGUAAAAAAAUGAGUUGGGAAGUGAAAUUAUUUUGUAAGGUCCCUUUGCUCAAGGUGAGAGAUGAGAAGGGAAAGUUGUUGAAUCUUUAAGUGGUAUUUAUUCAUCAAUGAGAGAGAAAAUAGAUCUACAUACAAUCAUCAAGUGUUGCUGUGAGCAUGCUAGGCCUUGUGCAUCUUCUGCAUCUAUUUUCCUCUGAGCAACUCGCAGAUGAGCUUGCCAAGG
This is a messenger RNA of Solanum stenotomum, 4588 nucleotides long. Its product is annotated as putative disease resistance protein At3g14460. The transcript has 5 exons. The record is from RefSeq and is a predicted model, not a curated record. The coding region runs from base 92 to 3856 and encodes 1254 amino acids. Gene Ontology annotation, biological process: defense response to other organism. Gene Ontology annotation, molecular function: ADP binding. NCBI's taxonomy places the organism in Eukaryota, Viridiplantae, Streptophyta, Magnoliopsida, Solanales, Solanaceae.